This is a messenger RNA of Orbicella faveolata, 2786 nucleotides long. RefSeq lists its product as uncharacterized. Lineage: Eukaryota; Metazoa; Cnidaria; Anthozoa; Scleractinia; Merulinidae. The record is from RefSeq and is a predicted model, not a curated record.
GCGUCAUGAGGUCGCCGAAACGUUGGGAGAUUAUAUCGUUUGUUUUUACUUGUCUAUGUAUUACUAAAUCAUUGUUAAUACAAUCAACAAGAACUUAAAUUAAUGUAGAUCAUAAUGAAAUGGAAAUGUACCUGGGUAUGUAAGUAAUGAUGUUCAUUAUAAAAUUGCUGCAGAUUAGAAUAUAUUGGAGGAGGACAACUAGAAUCCCUUCAGUAACAGAUAUCAUGUCGAUAAACCGCUUUGAAAAUAAUUAAACAAUUUUUUCACUGCAAUGACCGUAGCAAAAAUCUGCCAAACAUGGACAAGGACUUUGACAAACUAUUCAAGGUAAGGCCUGUUCUUGAUUCUCUGCAUGAAAAAUGUCGGAAGUAAUACCUCGAGGAAAAUCACUGUGUAGAUGAGCAGAUCAUCCCUACAAAAAUUUGUACUAGUCUGAAACAGUACCUGCCAAACAAGCCAAAUAAGUGGGUAUAAAGGUUUGGGCCUGAUGUGGUGUAAGUGGCAUCCUCUAUGAUUUUGAGAUGUACACUGGAAAAACAAACAAGGCUCAAGGAAAGCCAGAAUUACUUCUGGGAGGCAAUGUUGUCUGUUGUUUUACAUGAUCACUCCCAAAAAAGGUCAACCACAAGGUUUUCUUUGAUUUUUUCUCUUCAGUACCCCUAAUGAACCAUUUGAAGAAAGUGGGCUUUAGGCAGUUGCAACAGUCCGUAAACAAUCUGUAAGGAUUGUUUGAAAGGAGCAGACAGACAUUUGCUGGCAGAAAAAGAGCUAAAUAUGAAAGGUUGCAGGUCCUUUGAUUACGUAGUGGAGGCCAACUCAGGGGUCACUGUUCUGCGCUGUUGUGACAAUGGUCUAGUUCAACUUCUUUCCAACUAUAUCGGGAAUGACCUGGCUUUACAAGCAUGACAUUGGUCCAAGAAAGAGGGCGAUUGAUCAAUGGUUGUUGAGUACAACAACAUGGGUGGUGUCGACUUAUGUGAUAUGCUGGUGUCAAUGUAUUGCAUCUGUCACCGCCCAACCAAGUAUCAUAUGCACAUGGUAUUUUACUGCAUUCAUGUAGCUGUUGUAAAUGGUUGGCUUUUGUAUCGGGAACACAUGACCCAGAAAAAAGUUCCAGCCAAGAAUCAUAUGCCCUUGUUAUCGUUUCAGUCAGAAAUUGCUGUAAGCCUUUGAAAGGCUGGUAAUAUAUAGAUUUAGCCAAGCCUAAACGCGGGGCUCCUCAUUACAAUAAGUUAAUCAUAAAUGAGGAAAUUAACAAAUCAUAUGUGGUUUAGCAUGGUCUGUACUCUAAUCGACAAUGAUAUGCCUCCACAACAAAUUUUGAUCCCUGUGAUGACGCAUAUUGUCAAUGAGAGUACAGUGCACACUAAACCACAUUUCUUUUUGUUUUUUACCACAAUAUCAACAUCAAAGGAAAUGUUUUUUUCAGACCGCGAGCUGAAAAAGGCGUUGCAUGACACAUUGACAUGAGCAGCGUUGUCUGGACUCUUAUCGACAAGAGCAAAUUAGCCAAUCAGAUUGCAAGAUUUGUAGCCAUUGUGGUAAAAAGAAUUUUUCAGUUUAAAUCUUAACAAAACAGGGACCAUCAAAUAAGGCACACUCAAUUUUUUCAACAUUGUAGAAAUUAUGUAUUUUUUUUUAUGUUUUGUGGAUGAGAAGACUAUAAAAAGUACAAAUGACAAGCCAGGGGAUAAUUCGCCCCCUGCCCCCACCCCUGUAAAUAGUUCCUAAUGAACUAUUGAUGGGGAAUCAACGAGUCAGUUACAGUUACAUUAAACAAUUAUUGUUUUGCAAAGGCAAAGAACAAGUUUUUCGACUUCUCUCACUUUAUACCAGGUAAAGAAUUACACAGAUGCCUGGAGUCCAUGUAAAUGAUGCCUUCUGACAGCUGUAUUGAUGUUAUAAAUCAGUCAAUAGUUGUUUAUUAUGUGAACACACACAAGUUCCGGCGGACCAAUAAAAACACUUACACCUCAUUUAUCCAAUGAAAACAAUGCAUUUUCGAUCUGCACGACCUUUAGUAUAACAUAUAAAACAGGCUCUGUUAUCAAAGUUAAGUAGUCACAUUUGUUAGCAGGUAGCCACCAUAGUUUCCAGUCUCAACAGUUGCGGAAUGUCUCUGAGACAGUUGUGCAAGCGAACAAGUAAACAUGUUUCAAAAGCACUGUUUCUUUUCCCUGAAGAAUGCAAAACAGGUAUCACGUCAACUUGUUUCAUCGUCGAGAAAGACCUCGAUUUAGUGGAGGGACAGUCUGUCCAGGUUAACUGGGAGGGAAAGAAAGUGCAAGCAGAGAUCCUUGCUGUAAGCGAUGACGAGAAAGUGUUAGCUGAGAAAGACCUGGAAUGGUACAAGAAGAAUUUUCCAGCAGCGACAGAACAAAUCCGAGAAACCACAGAGCCACCAAGAAAAAAAGGUGCCCGAAAUAAGACUGCUGAAGUGCAAUGUCCCGAGACCGAAGCAAACCCGAGUGACCACCCGUACGAGCAGUUCUUGGUCGGCCAGAAGCAGCGGCAGCACGAGUGGCAAAAAGUCCGAGAAUCCAAGAGGGCCAAGGUAGCAGAAAGCGCAGCGUCUGUGACGGUGACAAGUUCCUCCCUACAAGACGAUGUUGUCACUAUACUCCGCCAGCAGCUCGCUGCCAAGACAGAGGAGUGUCGUCAGUUAAUGAAUAUGGUAGAUGCCAUGGAAGAAGCGAACAAUAAAAUUCUCUCCUGCCAGAUGCAAAUGCAAGAAAACGUUGUUAAGGUAAUGCAUUAACCUGUGGUCAGGUCCGCUCUCUCUCGAA